AAGGUAGCAAAAAUUCUGAGAAGACCGGAGCUCACCGGAGCCCUGGCAGGCUCAUCGGCGGUUGCGGACGCGGACGCACGCCGACGAAGACGUAGCAGCCCUCUGGAUUACCUGAGGCAGAAGGCCCGUGAAGCUGCCCGUGAAGCUGCCUUGGCAGACACGGGCACCAGCGCGGCAUCUAAAAUGGGUAACAAUGCCGCGACCGCCAACAAAAAGGUCGACGCUGCCGAGAGCGUCAAGGAGUUCCUCGACAAGGCGAAGAAGGAGUUCGAGGACAAGUGGAAGAAGAAUCCGACCAACACCGCCGCCUUGGACGAUUUCGAACGCAUCAAGACCCUCGGUACCGGCUCGUUCGGUCGCGUGAUGAUCGUCCAGCACAAACCUACUAAAGAGUACUACGCCAUGAAGAUCCUCGAUAAGCAGAAGGUCGUCAAGCUGAAACAGGUCGAGCAUACGCUCAACGAGAAGAGGAUACUGCAAGCUAUCAGUUUUCCGUUCCUCGUAUCGUUGCGUUUUCACUUCAAGGACAACUCUUACCUGUACAUGGUGCUGGAGUACGUGCCCGGUGGCGAGAUGUUCAGCCAUCUCCGCAAAGUCGGCCGCUUCUCCGAGCCGCACUCGCGUUUCUACGCGGCUCAGAUCGUCCUCGCGUUCGAGUACCUGCACUACCUCGACCUCAUCUAUCGGGACCUGAAACCGGAGAACCUGCUCAUCGACUCGCAGGGCUACCUCAAGGUCACCGAUUUCGGCUUCGCCAAGAGAGUGCAAGGACGAACGUGGACUCUGUGCGGCACCCCGGAGUACCUCGCGCCCGAGAUCAUUCUCAGCAAGGGUUACAACAAGGCGGUGGACUGGUGGGCACUGGGCGUGCUGGUCUACGAGAUGGCUGCUGGCUAUCCACCAUUCUUCGCUGACCAGCCGAUCCAGAUCUACGAGAAGAUCGUGAGCGGCAAGCCACGCUUCCCCUCACACUUCGGCUCCGACCUCAAGGAUCUACUGCGCAAUCUGCUGCAGGUCGACCUCACCAAGAGGUACGGCAACCUCAAGGCGGGCGUAAACGACAUCAAGGGCCACAAGUGGUUCGCCAGCACCGACUGGAUAGCCGUCUUCCAGAAGCGAAUAGAGGCGCCGUUCAUACCGCGCUGCAAGGGACCAGGCGACACCAGCAAUUUCGACGAUUAUGAGGAGGAGACUCUGAGGAUCUCGUUGACGGAAAAGUGCGCCAAGGAGUUCGCCGAGUUUUGAACGCUGCGCCAGGUCGGCAAGUUGCUCGCAACCGGAGGUGGAUACGCACGUCGUGUCCGCGCCUCAUCGUCGGGCUGACGCGGCACGGCGCUUCUUCGUCAUCGCCGUCGUCACGUUGGUGAUUCGCUUUUUUUUGCGAGAGAGAGAGAGAGAGAGAGAAAGAAAGAGCGAGCGAGAAGGAGAGUAAAAGAGCG
Messenger RNA from Mycetomoellerius zeteki, 1439 nucleotides. It is a transcript of the gene Pka-C1, whose product is annotated as Protein kinase, cAMP-dependent, catalytic subunit 1. Gene Ontology annotation, molecular function: ATP binding; cAMP-dependent protein kinase activity. The record is from RefSeq and is a predicted model, not a curated record. Bases 184 to 1245 code for a protein of 353 amino acids. The transcript has a single exon. Gene Ontology annotation, cellular component: cytosol; nucleus; cAMP-dependent protein kinase complex. Gene Ontology annotation, biological process: protein phosphorylation. Lineage: Eukaryota; Metazoa; Arthropoda; Insecta; Hymenoptera; Formicidae.